AGGGCACAACAACCUUUACAGUAGUCACUCCCGGGUGAGUCAGGAACUGCAAGCGUUCCUAGGGCACAACAACCUUUACAGCAGUCACUCUCAGGUGAGUCAGGAACUGCAAGCGUUUCCCAGGCACAACAACCUUUACAGCAGUCACUCCCGGGUGAGUCGGGGACUGCAAGCGUUCCCCAGGCACAACAACCAUUACAGCAGUCACUCCCGGGUGAGUCAGGAACUGCAAACAAUCCCCAGACACAACAACCUUUACAGUAGUCACUCCCGGGUGAGUCAGGAACUGCAAACAAUCCCCAGGCACAACAACCUUUACAGUAGUCACUCCCGGGUGAGUCAGGAACUGCAAACAAUCCCCAGAGACAACAACCUUUACAGUAGUCACUCCCGGGUGAGUCAGGAACUGCAAACAAUCCCCAGACACAACAACCUUUACAGUAGUCACUCUCAGGUGGGUCAGCGACUGCAAACAAUCCCCAGGCACAACAACCUUUACAGUAGUCACUCUCAGGUGAGUCAGGAACUGCAAGCGUUCCCCAGGCACAACAACCUUUACAGCAGUCACUCUCAGGUGAGUCGGGGACUGCAAGCGUUCCCCAGACACAACAACCAUUACAGUAGUCACUCCCGGGUGAGUCAGGAACUGCAAGCGUUCCCCAGACACAACAACCAUUACAGUAGUCACUCCCGGGUGAGUCAGGAACUGCAAGCGUUCCCCAGGCACAACAACCUUUACAGCAGUCACUCUCAGGUGAGUCAGGGACUGCAAGCGUUCCCCAGACACAACAACCAUUACAGUAGUCACUCCCGGGUGAGUCAGGAACUGCAAGCGUUCCCCAGACACAACAACCUUUACAGUAGUCACUCCCGGGUGAGUCAGGAACUGCAAGCGUUCCCCAGACACAACAACCAUUACAGCAGUCACUCCCGGGUGAGUCAGGAACUGCAAGCGUUCCCCAGGCACAACAACCUUUACAGCAGUCACUCUCAGGUGAGUCGGGGACUGCAAGCGUCUCAGACACAACAACCUGUACAGCCGUCACUCUUGGGUGAGUAAGGGACUGCAAACGUUCCCCAGACACAAAAACCUGUACAGCAGUCACUCUCGGGUGAGUAAGCGACUGCAAACGUUCCCCCAGACUCAACCACCUGAACAGCAGUCACUCUCAGGUGGGUCAGCGACUGCAAACAAUCCCCAGACACAACAACCUGUAUAGUAGUCACUCUCGGGUAAGUCAGGGACUGCAAGCGUUCCUCAGACACAACAACCUGUACAGCAGUGACUCUCGGGUGAGUCAGGGACUGAAAGCGUUCCCCAGACACAACAACCUUUACAGCAGUCACUCUCGGGUGAGUCAAGAACUGAAAGCGUUCCCCAGACACAACAACCUGUACAGCAGUCCCUCUCGGUUGAGUCAGGGACUGAAAGCGUUCCCCAGACACAACAACCUGUACAGCUGUCACUCUCAGAAUCAUGUCGAAGGUGUGUCCGUGGAAAUCUGCAAUAUUAUGACCCUGUUGGGCUAUGGGGAAGAGAUCAGACGGAGACGUGGUGAGAAGUACAUGGAAAAUGAUAUGCUUGUGGGCGCAACACCCAGUAAUUCAACUCAAUUAACAGCUGGCAGCAAGGCCGAGGGGUUGACCUGCUUGGCAGAAAGCGAUCGUGACCUCUUACUCGUGCUAAAGAGUGUCCUCUGUGUGGAAGACGGAGUCGAUGUACACACCAUACCAGACGACAUAGAAGUAUACAGCAUGGAUACACGUGUAUACCCAGGACACUGCAGGAUGUUAUUGGAGAGACCUGGUUCAUCGCGUUUGAAUUUUAUUAAUAAUGCUCUUUGUGAUAUCGGAGAUGGGAACAGUUUACUAAGCAGCGGUUUCGUUCUUGAUGAAACGUCAAAAAUCAAACACGAAGGUGUUCAACUUGAACGCUCGGGGCCUUCACUACCGAUGUCAACAGGACUAGGAUAUGAUAUCGACAUAGUGUGGGCAGUACGCUGUCAAUGCCCCGGCAUCCUGCAGAGAUGGGCUCAACGAUCUCGACAUUGGCCGCCACCGGAUGUCGUGCUGAAAGUUGUAUCAUUGGGAUCAGUUGUUACCCCCAUAGGACAUAAAGGAAGUGAAUACAGCUAUUUAGAGUGGAGGAUUUGCUUUAACAUGGGUGAAACGGAACUCGUUAACAAUCUUAAUGGCACUCAGGCAAAAUUAUAUGUACUUCUAAAAAUGAUUGUAAAAGAAGUCCUGAAACCAAAAAAGAAAGAAAUAACAUCCUAUGUGCUGAAAAAUAUAAUGUUUUGGCAAGCUGAACGCAAUCCACCCGCAAUUUUUCAAGAAAAGAAUUUGAUCCACUGGUUACACGACGCACUGGGAACACUUAGAACUGCAAUAUCCUCUACACAGAUGCCAUACUACAUGAUUCCAGAGCGAAAUCUGAUGGCAGCGCGUGGAUUGCAUGAUGAACAACAGCGUAAAUGGGUAACAUAUAUCAAGGACAUGAUGGAGGAAGGACCGAGGGUUAUACUUAGGUUGCCGAGGAUUCGACAGGCCAUUAUCGGUCACCCAGAGCCACUGCUGUGGUUCUGCAAGAGGAGGAUUGAGCUGGAGAUGCUGCAGCUGGGAUGGAUGAACAGAAUGGUGCAAUGUAGAGAUGAAAACGGGAAAUGUGAUGACACGGAUGUCAUCCUUGAGAUAAUAUGUAGACGGCAGGAUGAAAUAUUAAGCGAAGUUUAUCUACGGAUGUUUAUGGAAGGCAGCGCUCCAAAUGAUCAGGAAGACAUAAUGUACAGAAUGUUGUUGUAAAAUGAAUUGUACUGAUAUUUUCAUUUUCCCACACAUGUAAAAAUUUAUUGAACGUGUGUUGCGUCAGAUGUUCCUUUAUUUUAUGUUAAGUUGUAUAACAUACAAAACAAACUGUGAGAUAACCAACACUCUGUGGGGUGUAAUACUAUAUUAAGUGGAAUACGUUAAAACGAAAUGUUAGUUCUCGGUGUGACAUUAAAUACUAAUGUGGUGAAAAGAAACAAACAAAAUAUAUUCUCAAAUAAAUUA
Dreissena polymorpha is the source of this 3051-nucleotide messenger RNA. RefSeq lists its product as uncharacterized. The record is from RefSeq and is a predicted model, not a curated record. The coding region runs from base 1513 to 2802 and encodes 429 amino acids. NCBI's taxonomy places the organism in Eukaryota, Metazoa, Mollusca, Bivalvia, Myida, Dreissenidae. The transcript is spliced from 2 exons.